CAUGAUGAGAUGGCCUCCACACCCGGACCGGACCAGAUCCAUGCACGCCCAGCUAAAGUCCACAGUCCACGCCUACGGAGACAACUGCACGUGGCCCACCUCCAUUCGUCCCGCUUUGCAUGUCUUCGGGCAUCAUUGGAUACUAAACGCCCCCCACACUAGACUCCCCCCACGCCCAUCGAGGCAAAGGCAUCUCUGACCGUCAUUUUUCAAAAACCCUUCAUCGUGCGGUCCCCCGUUCCCCUUUGAAUCUGUGAUUUAUACACACACAUAUCAUACCGUACGUAGUCCUUACCUCACCUCCACCGUAUACUAUACUCUAUACUGCAUACUAUAUCUAUACAGUACGCCUCUCCCUCUGUCUCUCUCUCGCUCUCUUUAAAGCCACAGAAAAUGUCCAGCCUCUUUUCUUUUCCCCCAUCAACAAUGGUGGCAUUGUCCUCUCUCCUCCCUCUCCUCCUCCUAUUCUUCACUUCUGCAGAUCUCUGCUCCACCCAGCCCGUCAGAGGAAACGCUACCGGCGCCGGCGCCGGCCAGACGACUGCCGAGUACUUGAGGCUCCCAUUGCUCCACAAAAUCCGACACACCACCCCAUCCGAAGCUCUCUCCCUCGACGCCCACCGUCUUUCCGUCCUCUUCUCGGUGCUCCACCCCCACCGGGCUUUCAAAUCCCCGAUUGUCUCCGGCGCCUCCGCCGGCUCCGGCCAGUACUUCGUCGAGCUCAAGCUCGGAACCCCGCCUCAGAGCCUCCUCCUAGUAGCCGACACCGGCAGCGAUCUCAUCUGGGUCAAGUGCUCCGCCUGCCGCAAUUGCUCCGCCCACCAACCCGGAUCCGCCUUCUUGGCCCGCCAUUCGACCACAUUCUCCCCCAGUCACUGCUACGACUCGGAGUGUCGACUCGUUCCCCACCCGAAACGCGGCCGUUGCAGCCACACCCGCCUCCACAGCCCCUGCCGCUUCGAGUACUCCUACGUCGAUAGGUCCCGCACCGCCGGGUUCUUUUCCAAAGAAACGACGACGUUGAACACUAGCUCCGGCAAAGAAGCUCAUCUGAACAAGCUCGCUUUCGGGUGCGCGUUUCAGAUUUCGGGUCCCAGCGUUACGGGUUCGAGCUUCAACGGAGCACAUGGAGUGAUGGGUUUGGGUCGAGGCCCCAUUUCGUUUGCUUCCCAGCUGGGUCAUCGGUUCGGGAACAAGUUCUCCUACUGUCUCAUGGAUUACACCCUCUCUCCACCGCCCACUAGCUACCUCUUGAUCGGUGGGUCCCAACGGCCCAUCACCGUUGGAUCAAGAACGACCUUCACGCCUUUACUGAUCAAUCCUGUGUCUCCCACAUUCUACUAUAUCGGCGUCGUGGGGGUUUUCGUCGACGGCUUGAAAUUACGAAUAAACCCUUCGGUUUGGGGCUUCGACGACCUAGGCAACGGCGGGACCAUCGUGGAUUCGGGUACGACCCUGACCUUUUUACCCGCCCCGGCCUACCGGCGGAUCUUGGCGGCAUUUAAACGGCGUGUGAAGUUACCCAGUCCCGGCGCGCCAACUCAGGGCUUCAAUUUAUGCGUGAACGUGUCGGGCAUUGUGAAACCGAGUCUGCCCCGGCUGAGUUUCGAACUCGCCGGCAAGUCGAUGUUCUCUCCUCCGGCGAGGAACUAUUUCAUCGACACGGAACAAGGCGUGAAGUGUCUGGCGAUUCAGCCGGUGAGCUCGCCGUCGGGGAUGUCGGUGAUAGGGAAUCUGAUGCAACAGGGUUUCCUGUUUGAGUUCGAUACAGAUCGGUUGCGACUCGGUUUUUCGCGGCGGGGGUGUGGUCGCCCGUGACCACGACUCAUUGAGUUGAGUUUGAACUCACCUUGAUUUUUUAAAAUAUAUAAUAUUAAUAUUAUAAUGCUGGUUACUGGGCACGUACAAUUGAUUAUUUUUUGGACAUUUGUUUUUUGUGUGAUUUUAUAUGUUUAUUUAUGAAUGCUUUUUUUUUUUUUUUGGGUUCUCGACAGUGAAGUGUUGUUUGCGAGGAAGAGGGUGAGAUUUGAGAAUGAGAUAUUUUGUUGGUUUUUGCCA
Molecule: messenger RNA, 2058 nt
Organism: Malania oleifera
Lineage: Eukaryota; Viridiplantae; Streptophyta; Magnoliopsida; Santalales; Ximeniaceae
Product: aspartyl protease family protein 2
Exons: 1
Coding region: 394-1818 (474 amino acids)
Biological process (GO): proteolysis
Molecular function (GO): aspartic-type endopeptidase activity
Source: RefSeq, a predicted model, not a curated record